GUGAUGGACCCCCUGGACAGAGCUCAAGUACUCCUCCUCUGUGACCUGUGUCAAAGAGCAGCAUUACAGAGUCACUGUGAACUUUGUCAAAUUAACCUGUGUAAGGCCUGUGUAGGGGAGCAUCUGUCUGAUUCAUCUAAAAGACAUAAAGUUGUACCAUACAAACAAAGAACAUCUACUCCUAACGUUAACUACCCAAAAUGUCCAAACCACGCCCAGAAACAUUGUGAACUUUACUGUGAGAAAUGUGACAUGCCUGUCUGUUCUACCUGCAUUUCCUCUGAUAAACAUCAUGGGCAUAAAUUAACAGAUAUCUUACAAAAACCAAGCUUCCUUCAAGAAAUUUUAAAUAAUGAUUUAAAAGAACUAGAAAAAAAAAUAUAUCCUACCUAUGAAGAAAUUGCAUCAGAUUUAAACUCUGAAAAAAUUAACUUGGAAAAACAUUAUGCAAAACUGACAACAGCUGUCACCAAACAAGAAGAAGAUUGGCACAGAGAAAUUAACAUUAUUGUCAACAAACAGAAAUCUGAAAUUGAUGAGAUGAAAUCUAAACACCUAGCUGCUCUAAGUAAACAGGAAAAAGAUAUAAAACAGAUUACUUUCGAUAUAAAACAGAGCAUAAUUGAUCUGAGGAAAAUAUUGGACACCAAUGAUGUCUCACUAUCCACUGCUUACAAACGCAGGAAUGCUGAAUUCAGAAGUUUACCUCCUAAAGUCAGUGUUUCAUUACCAAGUUUCUCUCCUCAUCAGAUCAACACAGAACAGCUUUAUCAAAUGUUUGGUUCUCUGUCAGCAUUAUCGAUUACAACCGAUGAACAUGGUUACACAAUGAAGACACCAGAAGCUGUAUCCUGUCCUCCAUUCAAACCACUGCUAGAUGAACCAGAGCUUAUCACCUCAAUAGACACUGGGUAUGACAGACUAUACAGUGUUACCUGUCUCAGUGAUGAAGAAAUCUGGACAACUGGAGAUGACAACAUCGUGAAACUCUACAACCUCCAAGGUAAACUACUGAAAUCAAUGCAAACCAAGUCUGGGAACAGUCCACGUGACAUAGCAGUGACAAAGAGUGGAGAUCUAGUUUAUACUGACCCUAAUACAAGAACUGUAAACAUAGUGAAAAAUUACCAGAUACAGGAAGUGAUCAGACUACAGGGGUGGAUACCUAACUAUGUCUGUAGUACCUCAUAUGGUGACCUCCUAGUUACCAUGGUCAGUGAUGAUAAAGAACAAUCAAAAGUUGUUCGUUACUUUGACUCCACAGAGAUGCAAACCAUUCAGUUUGAUAGUGAAGAUAAACCUCUGUAUUCAACUAAUUCCAUUAAAUACAUCAGUGAGAACAGGAACCUGGAUAUCUGUGUGGCUGACUGUGAAGCCCAUGCAGUAGUGGUUGUUAAUCAGGCUGGAAAACUCCGAUUUAGAUACACUGGCCAUCCUUCUCCUAUCAUGCGAUCAUUUUAUCCGUAUGGAAUCACAACAGACAGUCAGAGUCAAAUCCUGACAGCAGACCAAUACAGAAACUGUAUCCACAUCCUAGAUCAGGACGGACAGUUCCUCCGUUACAUCCGUUAUAUUGAAAACUGUGAUCUGAACAGUCCAUCUGGUAUAUGUGUCAACACCAGAGACAACUUCUUUGUAGCCGAGUUAAGUGGUAAUGUAAAGAAAAUCAAAUAUAUGUAA
Messenger RNA from Saccostrea cuccullata (small rock oyster), 1680 nucleotides. RefSeq lists its product as uncharacterized. Gene Ontology annotation, molecular function: zinc ion binding; ubiquitin protein ligase activity. Lineage: Eukaryota; Metazoa; Mollusca; Bivalvia; Ostreida; Ostreidae. The record is from RefSeq and is a predicted model, not a curated record. The transcript has a single exon. Gene Ontology annotation, biological process: proteasome-mediated ubiquitin-dependent protein catabolic process; protein polyubiquitination. The coding region runs from base 4 to 1680 and encodes 558 amino acids.